Messenger RNA from Tarenaya hassleriana, 2018 nucleotides. Its product is annotated as IRK-interacting protein. Lineage: Eukaryota; Viridiplantae; Streptophyta; Magnoliopsida; Brassicales; Cleomaceae. The transcript has 2 exons. The record is from RefSeq and is a predicted model, not a curated record. The coding region runs from base 175 to 1908 and encodes 577 amino acids.
AAAAACGGUCUCUCCACUUCACAUGCUCCCCUUCCAUCAAUCCUUUUAGAGAAGAGAGACAAAACAGUCUCCUUUGGAUUUGCUCUCUCUCCCCCGUUUCUCCACAAAGACGUAAUCCUCUUCAGACCCUUUUCUCUUUCAUGUUCUUCUCCUUUGUCCUCUUCUCCUUCUUCCAUGGCUUCUGCUGAUACAACCAUUACCACAACCUGCUGCGACAACAACAACAACAAUGGAGAAGCCAUUGCCAAGGCAGUGAAGCUUAGGGCUCUUCACGCGGCUCUUCUUCAGAACUCGAGCCCUUCCUCUGCUUUUGGCGCUUCUCCUUCUUCUCGUCCUCUCCCAAACCUCUCUGCCCAGGAUUACCCUGUCUUCACCCCUAGCUAUGAUGACGAGCCCUUACCUGCGUUUCAUCAAAAGAAUCCAAAGCUAUCUGAAAGCUGGGACGAAUGUGCUGGCUGUCUUGAAGAAGAAGAAGAUCGAGAGCAGGAAGAAUUCAGGAACAAUUUCCUGUCCGAUUCUUACAAAGCUUCGGCUUCGAGAAAGAUUCGAGAUUUGCAGUCCCAUGUUUGUCCGAUGACCGACGAUCUGAGAUCUCCGCAGGCUUAUUCCUACACAUCGGGGCGGAGAAACUGCAGUUCGGGUGAUUUCAGAUCGGUUUCGUCCUGCAACAGAUGCAAACCCGCUGCUGUUGGUGGAGGUUUCGAUACGAAGAGCAUGAAGAACUCCAAUAUCGUCGUGCCCUUGACGGAUACUCACUCGUCUGUUGUUUCUUCUCAGCCAAGAAACAAGGGAGGAGUCAUUUCUUGGCUGUUCCCAAAGUUCAGGAAGAGGCAGAAGAACAAUGGGAGUGUCAUCUUCAAUUCUCCCAACAGAACCGAUAAAUCGGAAGAAGUUUCGCAAGUCUUGAAGGACUCGUCGGGCGUAAUGUCGAUCGAGAAGCUGAAGAGGGAGUUAAUGGAAGCGAACAAAAGUCGGGAUGCGGCCCUAACAGAGGUAUCCGAGAUGAAAUCUUCGCUGGGAGAGCUAAGUCAGAAGCUUGAGUACUUGGAAACUUAUUGCGAGAGUCUGAAGAAAGCCUUGAGACAGGCAACGACUUCACGGGAGAAUAUCCGUCCCGAAAGGUUCUGGAACGUUCCGAGAAAAGGCGUUAAGAAAUCAAUGGACGGAACCUCCGAGAACUCGGGAAUGCCCGUCAGCGAGGACGUGAUGGUUGAAGGGUUCUUGCAGAUCGUAUCGGAAGCAAGAUUGUCAGUGAAGCAGUUCUUGCAAACCCUAAUUUCGCAGAUCGAAGAAGACGAUGCCACCCUCUUUGGUAACAUAGAUUCUCUCCUUCAGUCCUACAACUUAUCAUUCAACUCUAAAUACUCGAAAACCAUUCAGUACCACCUGGAAGCGAUCAUAAACCAAUCCAUAUACCAAGAUUUCGAGAACAGCGUCUUCCAGAAGAACGGUACGCCGAAAUUCUUGGACCCGGAACAAGAUCGGCAAUCCCAGUUCUCGUCGUUCGUAUCUCUACGAAACUUGAGCUGGAACGAGGUACUGAAAAAGGGCACGAAGUACUACAGCGAGGAAUUCAGCCGAUUCUGCGAUAACAAGAUGAACCUCAUCAUUACAACCUUGAACUGGAACAGACCCUGGUCCGAACAGCUUCUUCAGGCCUUCUUCGUGGCGGCGAAAUGUAUCUGGCUGCUUCAUCUGCUUGCCUUCUCGUUCAAUCCACCGUUAGGGGUACUAAGGGUGGAAGAGAAUCGGGUUUUCGAGUCGAAUUACAUGGAAGAUAUGGCGGGAGAUAGGCAGAGAUCAUCUUCUUCUCGUGGACCUGCUAGGGUUAAGGUUAUGGUGAUGCCUGGGUUUUAUGUUCAAGAUAGGGUUUUGAGAUGUAAGGUUCUUUGCAGGUACAAGUCUUGAAAUUUGAACAUACAAGUUCAUAUUGUAAAAGCCUCUGUCUUUUUUUGUUGUUGUGUCUUUUUCUUUGAUCUUCGUUCUAGAAAGUUUCUUGGAACAUAAUUUUUCCACCA